AUGGAUAUAUCUCUCAUUCUUGGGAUUCCUACAUCACACAUUUCCCGACCGGACUCAAUGGGAUGGUUCUUCACGCGGACAGGGAAAUAUACGGUAAAAUCAGGAUAUGCUUUGGCACAAAAAACUUGGGAGGACAGUAUCCCCCCUGUUUUUGGGCCGGACACAAGGAGCCUUCAGGCACAGGUUUGGAAAGUGAAAUGUACUCAAAAACUACAACACUUCCUUUGGCAAUCUCUGAUGGGUUGUAUAGCGGUAGGGGAUAGGCUCAAAAGUCGGGGAAUUCGAAUAGACCCCCAAUGUAUGCGAUGUGGAAUGGCGCCAGAAACAGUGAAUCACACACUGUUUGAAUGCCCUCCUGCACUUCAAGUCUGGGCAUUAUCGCCAAUUCCAACGGUCCCUUCCCAGUUCCCAACGGGAAGUAUUUUUGGAAAUCUGGCUCACCUUUUUUGGGAACUGCCACAAGAUGACAGGAUGGAGAUUUUUCCUUGGCUAGUCUGGUAUAUUUGGAAAUCCCGCAAUGAUAAGGUGUUAAGCAACAUAGAUUGGGACCCUUAUGAUAUUAUUACGAAAGCGACAGGGGAGGCAUUGGCUUGGAAAAAAGCCCAAGAAAAGCAAGAUAUGGGAGGCCCAAGGUUAGAACCCUCUGUGGAGAUUGUUACUUCGGGUGACCGUUGCCAAGUGGACGGGGCAUGGAAGGAAACAGACUGCAGGGCCGGACUGGGCUGGUUUUAUUUUAAUACGGAAACGAGGAGCAAGCUUAUGGGCACACGUAACCUGAGACGAGGUAUAUCAUCACUUCAGACCGAAUUAGAGGCUCUCAUUUGGGCUAUGCAGUGUAUGUUAAGGCACAACAAACUAACGAUAGUAUUUGAGACGGAUUGUUCCGAUUUGGUGAAGAUGGUGUCUAAGCCAGAGGAGUGGCCGGCUUUUGCUAUCCUACUUGAAGAGAUUGACAUAUGCAAGACGAGAUUUUCCUCUUUCACCAUCGUCCACAUACCCCGGGCAAACAACACGAAGGCAGACAAGCUAGCACGUAGUGCUCGAGCUCUACCUACUGAUGUGUAUUAUGUUAACUCUGUUUCACCAACUUGGAUCUCCGAGUUGAUUUAG
Molecule: messenger RNA, 1110 nt
Organism: Microthlaspi erraticum
Lineage: Eukaryota; Viridiplantae; Streptophyta; Magnoliopsida; Brassicales; Brassicaceae
Source: the annotation of a GenBank genome assembly